GCUGGCAGAAAGUAUUUGAGAUGACCCCAAACUCAUUUAAGAAGAGCCCUAUUUAUUUGUACUGGGACGAUUUGCCUAUUGAAAAGGUGGAAUUUUGGUUGAAAAAAAAAUCUGGUUAUAGAGCAUUCGUUUUCAAUGGAACAGGUACGAAUUCUACAUCAUGGUUCCAGAAAGAUAAACUCAUUGUAAAGCCGUGGAAUCCACACACCGUGACUUUCAAUGCGAAUUUCAGUUACCCGAACUUUACCAUUGCGAAUGACUACAGGAAGUUAGAAGUCAAAAGAGAAAGUGGAAAUAAUGAAACCUACGAUAUUUCUAGCAAAACGUACACUGGUUCUGUACAUACUUACGAAGCCAUGGUCAUCUCAGUGAUUUUGAAGUAGAAUAUAUAUUAUUCCAGAAACUGCAUAUUCUUACAUACAUAGAUACAUACAUACAUAGA
Messenger RNA from Octopus sinensis (East Asian common octopus), 442 nucleotides. RefSeq lists its product as uncharacterized. The record is from RefSeq and is a predicted model, not a curated record. Bases 21 to 383 code for a protein of 120 amino acids. The transcript has 4 exons. NCBI's taxonomy places the organism in Eukaryota, Metazoa, Mollusca, Cephalopoda, Octopoda, Octopodidae.